AUGAAGGGUCUUGUGGGUUGUCUGCAUGUUCAGGAGCUAGCUGUGGCUCUUCCCUCGGGAGCAGCAGCAGCAGGGAACCCGUGGGGCCCCCCGGGGGCCCCCCACCGCCAGGAGUCUUCAAGUGCGGCUGCAGCAAGGGGGGCCCCCGCUGCAGCUGCUGCUGCUUUGGCAGCAGCAGGGGCUCUGCAGCACAAUGCGGGGGCCCCACGGCAGUUAAACGGAGCCUUACCUCAGUGUGGGGUUUCUUCGUUGCAGCAGAAGCCUCAAGGAGCAGCACUGCAGCAGUGUGCAGCUUCUGCUGCUGCUGCUGCUGCUGCUGCUGCUGAGGCUAAGGGGGAACCCUUGUUGUCUAGCCUAGAAAGGCUGCAUGCGGCCGUGGGCUGCUCUGGGGGGGCCCUGCAGGGAAUUGAGUGGCAGCAGCAGCAGCACUUGCCGCUGCUGCUGCCAGUUUUUCCGCGGGGCCCCCCGCCAGAAGCAGCCACAAGCACGAAGCAGCAGCAGCAGCAGCAGCAGCAGCGCAGAAGCCACCAGCAGCAGAUACAGCGUGCAACAACAGCGAGGUCGCUGCAAGCACCCAGAGAGAUGCGAGCUCGAUCUCUGCGAAGAGGGGAAGCAGUGCAGCAGCAGCAGCAGCAGCAGCAGUGGGAUUGGAGUCGUUUCCACGAGCAAACGCAUUCCGCUGUUUUAGGAGUGUCUGAAGCAGAAAUGGUGGCAGCAGCAGCAGCAGCAGAGGUAGCAGCAGCAGCAGAAGCAGCAGCAGAAGCAGCAGCAGCAGAAGCAGCAACAGCAGCAGAGAGGAAACCGGGUGACCAAUGGUCCACUACCUCACAGCGCCGCUCCCUCAGCACCCCCACUUGGGUGAGUGCCGCGCGUAUCUGCAGCAGCUGGAGGGUGCCAGCAGCAGCAGCAGCAGCAACGGGAGCAGCUGCAGCAACAGGAGCAACUGCUGUUGAGGCUGCUGCUACAACGGCAGCAACAGCAGCAGCAGCAGCAGGAGCACCAGCGAUAGGUGUAGGCAACGCUGCUGUUGCUGCUGCAGUCCCGCCAGCAUUGCCGUUCGCGUUUCCUCCUUCUUCUGCGGCAGAUACCUUUGCUGCACCUGCUGCGGCUGCUGCUGCUGCCGGUGCUCCUGCUGCUGCUGCUGCUGGCUGCAUGCCAUCUCUAUCGAGCUUCAUCAGACUGACAUCUUCGCAGACAGGUGCUGCAGCAGCGGGUGCAGCUGCCGCUGCACAAGAAGCGAGGACUGCAGCAGCAGCAUUAGCAGCACCAGCAGCAGCAGCGCCAGCACCAGCAGCAGCAGCGGCACCAGCAGCAGGAGAGGUAGUGGCCACGUCGCGGGAAAGGCCUCCAUUUUUGCAGCGCAUGCACUUUUGUGUGGAAAGGCUCAGCAGGUACCCAGGCUGCUCCUUGCAGCAGCAGCAGCAGCAAGAGACGCAGCAGCAAGCGUGGCAGCAGCAGCUGCUGCAGCACAUGCAGCAGCAGCUCAUUUGGAUGCGAGAGCAGCAGCAGCAGCAGCAAGUUCUUUUGCAGCACCACCUCAAUCAGCAAGCGAUUCAGCAGCAGCAACAGCAGCAGCUGCUGCAGCAGAAACUUCUGCAGCAGCAUGAGCCACUUGGGGGCCCACAGGAGAGAGUGCAGCAGCCUGGUGCUGCUCCUGCUUCAUCGCCAACUGCCAGGCUGUCAUCCCCAACUCAGCAGCAGCGGCAGCAGCAGCGGCAGCAGCAGCAGCAGCAGCAGCGGCAGCAGCAGCAGCAACUAAGAGACCCUCUGGACCUGCUGCGGGUCAGGGCCAACGAAGCAGUGUCCCCCGAGCAGAAGCCGCUGGGCACUUUGCCCCGCAGCAGCGACAGAAAGCGCAUGCAGCCAGCAGCAGCAGCAGCAGCAGCACCAACAGCAGCAGCAGCAGGGGGCAGGCCCCCGUCAGCCGGCACUGUGCAGAGCCACCACACAAGCCGCAAGUGUGCUGCGUGCCACCCCGAAGGAGAUGCAGGCGUCUGCUGCUGCUGCAGCAGCUGCAGCAGGCUGCAUGCGGGUGCUGCUGCAGCGCGGGGGGUGCAGCAGCACCAGCAGCAGAAACAGCAGCAAAGAGCCUCACGGGGGAGCCCCCAACCCACAGCUGGCAGCAACAGCCCCACUUCCCGUCAGCAGCAGCAGAGGCAGCAGCAAAAAUUGAAACAUCUGCCGCCUCCGCCUCCGCCGCCGCCGCUGCAGCAGCAGCAGCAGCAGCAACAGCAGCAGCAGCAGCAGCAGCAGCAGCAGCAGAAGGGGCAGCAACUGCUGGUUCUGGCCCUGCCAAGCACCCCUAGAAAACGAAUUCUGCUGUGCGGCGCAACAGCAGAAGCUGCCAAUGGGGAGCUGCGCCUCUCUGAGAAGCAGCAGCAAGGUUUGCUGCAGCUGCUGCAGGAGCGGUCAGCCAGCAGCUGGAGGCAAGAAGACACAAUGCUCCCCGGGGCCCACCCAGCAGCAGCAGCAGGAGCAGUAGCAGCAGCAGUACCAAGGAGCGCCUCAAGGGGCCUGCAGCAGCAGCACAGGAGAAGCCUCUCUGAAGGCAGAGAAAAGAAGACGCGGCAGCUAGGCGGCACAAAGCCUCUGCGAUGGCAGCGAAAGCACCUGUUCCAGCGACAGCAGCUCAGAAGCAGGAACCUCCUGCUGCAGCAGGCUGCUGCGGCAGCAGCAAACUGGUGGAUCUAG
Eimeria tenella is the source of this 2691-nucleotide messenger RNA. RefSeq lists its product as uncharacterized. The transcript has 2 exons. Gene Ontology annotation, cellular component: mediator complex. Gene Ontology annotation, biological process: regulation of transcription by RNA polymerase II. Gene Ontology annotation, molecular function: transcription coactivator activity. NCBI's taxonomy places the organism in Eukaryota, Apicomplexa, Conoidasida, Eucoccidiorida, Eimeriidae. The coding region runs from base 1 to 2691 and encodes 896 amino acids. The record is from RefSeq and is a predicted model, not a curated record.